Mytilus californianus (California mussel) is the source of this 4356-nucleotide messenger RNA. RefSeq lists its product as uncharacterized. The record is from RefSeq and is a predicted model, not a curated record. The transcript is spliced from 12 exons. Lineage: Eukaryota; Metazoa; Mollusca; Bivalvia; Mytilida; Mytilidae. The coding region runs from base 156 to 1526 and encodes 456 amino acids.
CUAAGGGAAACGUCACUUCCUGUGAAACAAUUAGACUAUAUUGUCUAUGUUUCCAUAAUAUUUACAUUUCGAAAUUAUACUUUUUAUUUCAUAACUUGACAUCUAUUCGGUAAAUUAAUAUUGUGUUCUUGUGUAGUAAAGAAAAGUAACUAAAAAUGGGAGAUAAGAAAAUUACCAUGGAAACAAUCCAAACUUAUGUGAGACUUGACAAUGAGAUACAUAUGAUGGAAAUUAAAAACGUCAGAAAGAGCUUGAAGAUGAAAGAAGACCAGCUAAAAGAUGUACAGGAAACUGAAUCCCAGCUCAAGACACACUACAAAGAAUGUCAAGAUAAAACGAAAAAAGAGAAGGCUGAUGUGGAUGAUUUAUCUGGUAAAGGUGGGCAAAUACAGGCAGCUAUUGGCAAAGCUAAGUUUGAUCAACAAAUGUCCAAAGAACAGGCUGAGUACUUAGAAGCUUUAAACAAAGAAGAAAUGGCCAAGAAAGAUUUAGAAGGAAUCACAAAACAAAUCCAAGAUAUCCAGGCAGAAAUCAAGAAUCUUCAACCAGAGGUGACAAAACUAGACAAACUUGUCACUGAACAAGAGGAAUUAUUAUCCAGCAUCUUCAAAGGUGAUUAUGGAAGUCAAAAAGAAAAUGAACUGGAAAGUAAAAUGGACAUGCUAAUAGAAAAGAGAAAUAGAGUGGGAGUGGCCAAAUAUAAAUGGACCAAUGGUAAAGUCCUUUUACAACAUGCUGUCAAUCAAUUAGCAUAUGCUGUCAAAAAGUGGGAUGAGUUGGGUAAACUAGACAAAUCAGAUACAAAAACAAUGUAUACCAUGGCAACAGAAACCAGAAACAACUUGUCAGCAGCAGUCCAGAACUUACAGAACACACAGAAAUACCUGAGUAACAUACAGUUCCCCUAUUGUAAGGAGGAUGAGAUCAAGACACUACAAAAAGCUACGGCUAAUGUGUACAUAGAUAUGAUGACAACCGACAGACAUAAACAUGCCCUGAACUGUUACGGUGUCACUCACAAGAGAUCGUAUGCCUUACUUCAAUGGUUUGAUAGUGUUCUAACAUCUGUAAUUGAAAAGGAUUUCAAAUCAGCCUCAGAUGAGGAAAGAGAAUGUGCUAAACAAUUAAGGAUUGAGAGAUUGAGGCUGAUGAAGGAAUCGGUAGAGAAAGACGGAGGAACCUGUAAUCUUGAUGCUAUUUUAUCACAGCUUAAAGGCCAGGAAGAAGUAAAUGACUCACAGGUAGAACAAGAACUGGUUGGUUUGACUGAUGCUGAUGAUGUUCCAGGAUCAGAAGGAUCAUCUAAAGACAUGCCGCCCCCAACGCCAAUGCCACUGAAGGACCUGGCACCACCACCAUCGGAAGAAAUGUUGUUUGGAAAUAUCAACAAGCUCAAAGAUCAAUAUACAAAAGAAAAGUCAGAGUUUACAAAAGUUCAGGAAAUGAAUAAACAAAGACUUGACCAGGGUUUACAAGAGAAGUUAGCAGCAAGACGUAAUCGUAAAAAGAGGGUGCAGGAAGAAUAAGCCUUGAGAGAACCAAUACACACUAUGUCCAAAUAAUUGAUUCAAUGUUAAAAUUGUCAGUUCAUACUGUCUACUAUUUGUAUAAUAUGUUGUUGUAGACAGCUGGAACCAUCUACUAGGUACUAGUGAUCUUUUGGUCUAAGAGUUUUUAAAAUUGAUAAUUUGAAAGUUUUUUUAAGCAUAAAUCUUACAGUAUAAUUUGAAAUUUUGUUUCAAAACUUAAAUAUUUUAAGGUAUACCGUCUUAUAAGCAUUAUUAAGUCUCAGACUGAAGGGUUCGGUCUUGUGAUCUCUUUCCAAAAUUUCAAUCAAGCAUGACUCAAAUUAUAGCUGCUGAAAUACUUGCAGAAAUUUAUAAGACAAUCACAAUACAGUUACAUUAUGUGUAUGCUUUAUUUGAAUCUCAGCAAUCUGAUUGGAGUAUGGCAAUCAUGUGACUUUGAAAUUUGAUAUUUAAUACCUCAAUAUGCAAUAAAUCCAAGAUUGCAUGUGCCUCUAUAACAAUGACUUUGAAACUACUUAGCAAGUUCUGAUUGCAUAAAAUUCUUUUAGAACAGAAUAUAUAUAAAACAUUCAAUUUAAGAUAUUUAAACUGCAGAAAUGUAGUUAUAAGAGUUGAGUAUCAGGAUGUUUUUUGGUUUAUUAUGUAUAAUGUUAGAUUGAAUGAUCAGUUUUAGAAUAAAGUGCUGUAGUCAAUUGUCGAAAUUUCGGUUCCAUAACUCAUGAGCAAAAUGUGACCGAAACAUUAAAAUUAAAAUAGUUAUUCAAAAUGAAAAUAAUACUGGAUUAAAUUAUUUAAAAUCAGUUAAAGAUUUAUUUUUGUUAUGUUUUUGAAUGAUAUUCAAAUUAAGCUACACACACAAGUAUAGUACCAAAUGUUAAUUUGUUAACAUACAGGAUCAGUUUGGGUAAUCUUUAAAAAAAAUAGUAAAUACAUGUGUAUGUAAAUAGAAUACCGGUAGACGAAUUUAGGAGUUUAUUUACUGUUUUUAUGAUUUAUGUUGACCAGUGAAGGCUAGGACCAAUCGAUAAGGUCAAAAACAAUUACUUUGCCUUGAUGCAAUUUCAUUUUUGAAGUGACCCAUUACAACCUCACAUAACUAACUGUAUAGUAUAUUGGUGUUAGUUGUUAUGUCUUGUAGGUAACUGGCCAGAUAUAUAUUUCCUUGUUUAUUGUCACACUUUACACUGUAAUUCAGAUGUGAUUCAAUGUAUAAAUAUGAUCUAGGUCAGUGAUAAAAGACUAAGAAAGUUUUUUAAAUGGUCUUAACAGAGUCAGUGUUGUACAUUCCGUCCUAUAGACAUAAUCUUGUGCAGCUUUAAUAUAUUUUGUGAGUUAUAUAUCUGUUUGUAUGUUAUUUUGAUUAUCUCCCUUGAUAAGCUCAAUGUAUGGUGAUCUCUCAUCAAAGAAUCUGUGAUAAGGCUUCAUAUCAUUAUUACCUUUUUUACACUAUUAGUAAUGUUAGUAUAUCCCUAUCAGGUAAAUUAGUAUAUACAUAACGGUAAAAACCAAAAGUUUUGUCCAGAACCAAGUGGAUUUUAAUCAAAUGAGAUGCAAUACUGGCCGGUAAUUUUGUUUGUCCUGUAGUCCGCCCAUGUAACUCUAUGUUAGCAAAAUUACCUGAUAUAAGGGUACAGAGUUUGAUAAGAUGUUUUGGCAGAUAAAUAUAAAAUGAAGAUAAAUCUUUUUUAACUACAAAAAUUAAAUCUAAAAUCAAAAUGCCUCGUAUGUUCACAUAUUGACUUUUUCAAAUUACCACUGAAAAUAAGUUGGAAUAAAAAGGUUUUUUUUUUCUGUUUUUGACACCAAUUUUUGAUUUAUUCCAAAUAAAUGACUACUAUAUUUUGAUCAUUUGCCAACCAACAGAAAAAAAAAUAAGAGUUUGAAGCUGUUCCUCUUUCUAUGUCUUAUUAUCAUGUCAUAAUUACACUUGAAAAAAGCAAAUUUUGGCAACUUUUUAUGCAUAUUACUCUCAGGAUACUGUUCAGUACACACAUGCAUCCAUUAAAAUUCUUGCUUAAAUUGGCCAAUUGAUAUUUUUCAGAAGCAAAACCGAAUAAAUUUAAAAAAAUUUAUACCCUGCCUACCAUAGCCAACUGCAUUUACAGGCUAUAGCAUACCUGACUGGUAAAAUUAUUGUUAUUUAAUUGUAAAAUUUUUGGAAAAGUGGAAUAUCAGAAUAACAGUUUUUAUAUAUUUUAAGAUAUUAGACUUAUCAAGUAUGCCUUCCUUUAAAUUUGCCAAAAUUGAAAAGGGUAUUUAAAUCAAAAAUUUUUUCUAUAAGAUUAAUGUUACAAGUAGAUUAGAUGAUCAAUCUGAAAAAUAUUUAUAGAUGUGAUAUUUUUCAUAUAUUGAUGAGUUACAUUCAUAGAAGAAAUGUUUGACAUCUUCAACAUUUUAAACCUAAAUUUUGGAUACUUUUAUCUACAAAUUUGUAAAUGAUAUUUAUUAAGAUUUGUAUCAGUAAAACUAGAGUUAUUUAGAGAUGGAAAAGUUUUGGUUGUUUACUGGAUUUUCUUUCUUUGAAUAACUGUAAAAUGAGUAUGCAAGGACCAUAUGUUAAUUGUAGAGCUGCUCUAGAUACAGGACAAAGUCUUCAUAAAGAACAAUCUAAAUACUUGACCUCAAUCACCAGUAAUAGGACAUAUAUUACUGUAGUUAGUUAUAAAUUUAGUGUUACAAUUCCAAAAAGCACCAUAAAUAUUGUGAAUAAACACCUUUUUGAUGUCUUUUACUUUAUACACCUUGUGUUUUAUAUAAUUUAUUAUGUUGUAAUAUUUUUGUUACAGAUCUUUAGGGAUUUUUUUUAUUAUUAAACAUCAUUGAUUCA